Recurvomyces mirabilis is the source of this 1836-nucleotide messenger RNA. RefSeq lists its product as uncharacterized. Lineage: Eukaryota; Fungi; Ascomycota; Dothideomycetes; Mycosphaerellales; Teratosphaeriaceae. Gene Ontology annotation, biological process: microtubule-based movement. The coding region runs from base 1 to 1836 and encodes 611 amino acids. The transcript has 2 exons. Gene Ontology annotation, molecular function: microtubule binding; microtubule motor activity; ATP binding. The record is from RefSeq and is a predicted model, not a curated record.
AUGGCGCAUUAUCGCGCGUCGACCGCGUUGGACAAUUAUCAGAGCAUGGCGAGCACACCGAGUAUGAGGAGCCGAGAGCCUGUUGAGGUGUUGCAGAGGCCUUCGACGCCGUCAGAGGAUGGAGGGCAUGUCAAGGUCGUGGUCAGAGUGAGGAAGUUCAUCAAGCGAGAACUCGACAAGCAAUCACCAUGUAUUAUCGAAAUGAACCCGAGCACAAACGAGACCACACUGCAUCCACCCGUACAGGCAUCAGAAGACGCCAAAAGCACGAAACGCGCAUACGAGGAGAGGAAGUUCACAUUCGACAAGUCCUUCUGGUCACAUCGUGAGCAGGACGCACAUUACGCACAGCAACACGAUGUCUACGCAUCAUUCGGAGAGGAGUUCCUGGAUCACAACUUUGAUGGCUAUCACACGUGCAUAUUUGCCUACGGUCAGACAGGAUCUGGCAAGUCGUACACAAUGAUGGGCACACUCGACCAACCAGGCCUCAUCCCACGAACAUGCCGAGGACUGUUCGAAAGAGUCGAAGCCGAGCAGAACAGCAGUAUAACCUACAAUGUUCACGUGUCGUACUUUGAGAUCUACAACGAGCACGUCAAGGAUCUACUCACGCCUCGCACAACGCCUCCUACAUAUCUCAAGAUCCGAGAGAGCAGGAGCGAUGGCGUGUAUGUGCAGAACUUGACCGACGAGCCGGUGAAGUGCUACGAAGAUAUCGAGAGAUUGAUGAAGAUGGGUGAUAUGAAUCGGACGACUGCGAGCACGAAGAUGAACGAUACUUCUUCUCGAUCGCAUGCCGUCUUCACCUUGACCCUAAAGCAGAUCCAGCAUGAUAUCGCGACGGACAGCACGAUCGAGCGUCUGGCACGCAUGCGACUUGUCGAUUUGGCUGGAUCUGAACGUGCUAACCGCACUGAAGCUACGGGGCAACGACUCCGCGAAGGUGGCAACAUUAAUCAGUCUCUUACCACGCUCGGACGGGUCAUAGCUGCACUUGCUGAUCCGAAGCGCCAACGAGCUAUGCGCAUGACCGGCCAGCAGAACCAGAGCAAACGAAGAGCAGAUGUCGUGCCCUUCCGUGAUUCCGUCCUCACCUGGCUGCUCAAGGACUCAUUAGGAGGCAACAGUAAAACAGCAAUGGUAGCCUGUAUCUCACCAACCGACUACGAAGAAACACUCUCGACCCUCCGCUACGCCGACCAAGCAAAACGCAUCCGCACCCAAGCACACGUCAACCAAGACGCCGUCUCAGCCGCCGAGCGCGACGCCAAGAUCCUGGAGAUGCAGGACACGAUCAAAGCACUCCAAUUAUCCGUCAACAACGCCACACUCCGCAAACGAGACGAAGCCGACCGCGCACGAGACGAGAUGGAAGACUACCAGCGCCAAGUCACGAAAAUGCAGCGCGCGAUGGAGGAAUCGCGCGCAGUCUCCGAAGUCAAGAUCCGUGCUCUCGCGCAGGAAGUCGAGGAGUUACGACCGCAGAAUUUGGCUCUGCAACUCGAGAUCGAUUCGCUACGACGACAUCUCGCGUUGGUGAAGGGGGAGUUGAAAGAUCCGAUUGUCAUCCCACGUGAGCUGGCUAUGGACGAUGUGAAGGAAGAGGAUGAGGAAGAAGAUGGAGACUCCGAUAGUGGCGUGGACGACAGCUUCUCCUUUCCUCAUGGUGGUGCAGAGGAAGGUGGGUUUGAGCAUGAGGCGUGGCAGGCGGAUGUGGAUGAGCUGUUGAAGGAUCUGGGGAUGUUUAAGAGGAAGGUUUGGGAUGAUAAGGAGAGGUUUCCGCAUCCUGUUGUGGAUGUUGGUGGUGGAGGGCAGGAGAUUGGGGCGCUGUAG